Molecule: messenger RNA, 2067 nt
Organism: Bombina bombina (fire-bellied toad)
Lineage: Eukaryota; Metazoa; Chordata; Amphibia; Anura; Bombinatoridae
Product: gastrula zinc finger protein XlCGF7.1
Exons: 5
Coding region: 179-1180 (333 amino acids)
Source: RefSeq, a predicted model, not a curated record
GCUAGAUGGGAACUAGCUGCUUCCGUCUCAAAGAUCAACGGCGAACACGCGCAAAGUUCUCUUUCUAUACUGGCUCCUGUUACUGUGAAGAUCACGUACAAUACACGUCACUGCGUUUGCCAGUAAAGGAGAAACAUUAUAAGAAUAUCUGACGGAUUCAGUUGCGCUGAACAAGACAAUGUCUGACAAGAACCAAACCUCAAACCUUCCUGAUGCACACAGAGAUGAAGAUUACUCUGAUGUAGACUCUGAUGUAGUGAAAGAUGAGAUAACAGAAGAUCUGUGUUUGACGUGUCAGAUGGGAGACCCAGAUGAGGAAACCAGUGACCGUAUCAGCUCAGAUGAAGAUAACGCUGAUAUAGUGAAAUUUGUCAUAACAGAAGAUCUAUGUGGUAGGCAACAGCUGGGAUCAACAGAUGAGACCAGAGACAUCAUUAGACAAGGUGAAUUUAAAAACUGCAGUAAUCCUAGUCAUGGUGAAAGUACAGAUACUUUUGUCAAUCUUCUUCAAAAUCAAAGAAGCCGUGUGGAAAAUGUAUGCUCUGAAUAUCGAAAAGGUUUUACGAGGAAAUCAAAUAUUUUAAGACCUCAGAUAAGUCAUACAGGGAAGAAAGCAAUUUCAUGUUCUGAAUGUGGGAAAUGUUUUACAAAUAAAUCAACUCUUAUUAGUCAUCAGAAAAGUCAUACAGGGAAGAAAGCAUUUUCAUGUUCUAAUUGUGGGAAAUGUUUUACUAAGAAAGCAAAUCUUAUUAAGCAUGAGAAAAUCCAUACAGGAGAGAAAGCAUUUUCGUGUUCUAAUUGUGGGAAAUGUUUUACAGAGAAAUCAACUCUUGUUAAGCAUCAGAAAAUUCAUACAGGAGAGAAAGCAUUUUUAUGUUCUGAAUGUGGCAAAUGUUUUGCUCAGAAGCCACAUCUGAUUUCACAUCAGAAAACUCAUACAGGAGAAAAAGCAUUUUCAUGUUUUGAAUGUAGGAAAUGUUUUGCUAGGAAAGCAACUCUAAUUAAGCAUCAGGCAACUCAUACAGGCGAAAAAGCAUUUUCAUGUUCUGAAUGUGGAAAAUGUUAUACUCAGAAAGCAACUCUUAAAAGGCAUACGAAAAUUCAUACAAGGGAAACAGAUCUUAAUCAUAAGAAAAUUCAUAUUAAAAGAAAUCUUGAAGAUCAGAGCAUGACUUCUUAAAGGGACAGUGUAUAGUAAUAAUCCCCCCUUUAAUGUUUUCCCAAUUAUCCAUUUUAAAUUUUGUACAAAUAGCUUUUAUCCUUUCUUUUCUCGUUUGAAAUAGCUGAUUUUGCCUAUUGUUUUCCAACCUAUACUAAACAUUUCUGAACUUAAAGGGACAGUGUGCACCAUUUUUUACAUAACUGCAUGUAAUAGACACUACUAUAAAGUUUAAUAUGCACAGAUACUGAUAUAAAAAUCCAGUAUAAACUGUUUAAAAACUCUUAGAAGCUCCCAGUUUAGCUCGGUUGAACAGGUUAGCUGAAACACCCACUGAAAGUGAAUGUAUACCAACUAGAGAAGACACUCCCCCCUUCCUCUGCAUAUGAAAAGACUCUACACAAACAGAAGCAAGCUUGAGUAGGUAGACAUCAGUAUACUUCCAAAACGUUGUGCUUGGCUAGGAGUCUGAAAAUCAGUUCAAUGUUGAUUUAAAAAUAAGCAAAACUAUACUUAAAAAACAAAACCCUGUAUAUGCUAUAUAAAUGGAUCAUCCACAAAGCAUUUAUGCAAAGACAAAUCUAGUGUAUAAUGUCCCUUUAAGAUCUGGUUACAAAAAUACAUAUAAACAAAAAGGUUUAGAUAAAAUAAUGCACUCAGUUUGUGUCUAUGAUAGAGACAUAUUAAAAUGUUAAUUCUUCAUUGUUUUCUUUACGUACUGGCCUUUGCGUAAACCAUAAAAAAGAUAAGGUGGGCUUGUGUAAAUAAUUAGACAGGUAAUGAGGUUUGCUUUCCCUGCUAACUACACCCAUUUUAUUGGGUUGUGGUUUCAAUUGGCAGAAGCAGACAAUUUAUGUAUAAAAUUAUAACUAAAAAACAUAAUUUAUGUAAGAACUUACCUGAUAAAU